GCUUGCAUGCACAAAUCGAACCGUAGAAUAUUAUUUAUAUAAAUUUAAUUACAAUUACUUUUUGGCGUUUAAUGUGGCAGAGUGCAAGUGGAUCUACAUACAUAUACAUAGCUUUCUUACGUACAUACGUCUACUCUUGAGAUACAUACAUGCUCAUUAAAAUGUAUGCACAAUGAUGACAAACCAAAAUUGCAUCAGUUAGUUAGGCAAACGCUGGAUAAUGUUUUACAUUAUAUCACUAAAUCAAUCUGAAAUUAUGCUGCGUCUUGUGAACAUUUAUGGCUAACGUAAGUAAAUUUGGCUACGUUAAGUACACCUGAACUUUUACAAAGCUCUGUAGAGAACCAAAACCCAAAGUUUCACUUUAUUCUUGGUGCAAAAAAUUGGCCAGGGCUGUAAUUCUUAUCCUCAUUUAGUUGAUCUUAUGUGAUUUCUUUGUAAAGCCGUUAAAAACUUGAACAAUUUCAAAAAUGAGACAAAAGUUUCACUUGCAAUUGGUGGUAGUUUUGUUACUUGUUAACAAUAUUUCCGAAAUCAAACUGGAAGAGGUUUCACAAACAUCCAGUCCAAAUAUCGAACCUAUUACUGAAACAACAACAAGCUCAUUACAAGAUAUUGAAUCAGAAACACUAAUCUCGAUAAUUGAGAGUGACGAUGUUCUCGUAUUUAAUACUACUGAUGACGACGAAAUCUCGGACAACGACAAUGGAACGUUAUAUGAACCUGUGUUUGAAACGACUAUGAUUAGCAGCACAACUCUUGAUAACGAGAUUGACUCUGAAGAAAUUAUGUCAAACACAACCAAACUAGAAAAUAAGUCUCCUGAAAUUUCUUCUGCCGACUGUAAGGAAGGAAUGUUAUGUGAGUUAAAACCAGAAAACAAGACAGCUAAAAUCCAAGUCAAAACUGGAUUAAAAAAUAACAGCAAAUCUAGAAAUGUACAUCAGCGACAGACAAGUCGAAGUGGGGGAAAUGCAAAGGUUCCAGUAUCCUGGGGUCUCUAUGUGCUAAUAAUGCUUAUUAUCCUAUAGGUAACAGGGGUGGGCAAGAUACUUUGGUCAUAAGAUACAAGAUACAAGAUAAGAUACUUUCUAGGAUAAGAUAUGAGAUACAAGAUAAGAUACUUUCUAGGAUAAGAUAUGAGAUACAAGAUAUAAGAUACAUCUUGUUCAAGUACACAAGAUACAAGAUACAAGAUACUUUCCUAAAAAUUGAGUAGUCAAGAUACAAGAUACAAGAUAUGUAUCUUAAGAUACUUUUAUAUUAGAUAAGAUACUUUAUUUUUUUAGCCUGAUAUUCAUGCCCAAUUAGUCAUGUUUAAUAAUUUAAACGAGAAAAUCUGGUGAGUACAAAAUUUAAAAUCAUUCUAUAAUCAUACAAAUUUUGUUGCCAGUGCUUGUAUUUCUAAAAAUUUCUAAGUUUCGAAAAACUAGACCUCUAACUAACAUGCGUAUAUUUUUACGAAGUUCGUAAUAUAUUCCCUGCUUAUUCAAAUCAAACUAAACCCUACAAUACCUAUACAUUACAGAUAGUUAAAAGCGUAGUUACAUAUCAUGUAAUGUGCAAUGCACGUUGUGCAUGUGUAUGUGUAUAUGUGCACAUGAACUUAUAUACAUAUAUAUUAUAUACAGAGGGGUGGGACAGAAGAAGGAGCCACUUUGCCUAAAUUUAUUCCGGCCUUAUUAUUCGUUUGUGAAGUUUGGUAAUUGGUUCAGUGUGAAGCCCUUUAGUUUAUCUAACGAGCCUCAGUCGCUUUUUCCAACCAGUCAUGACCUUUGACACAAUUUUCAGAGUGAUUCUGCACCACUCGUCCUGAACACUUUUCCAAAGUGCAUCAAAACGCACGCGUUUUCCUUUCAAGAAGGCUCUGUUUUAAGUACUCGAAUCCAAAAAAAAACAUCGGAUUGAUAUCAGAGGAACUAACGAGAGUUUCUAUAGUAGGAAUAAUUGUUAUACCCAAACUUUUUUUAAAAUCCUUCGUGUAGGCUGAUAUUUUGUGAGAAAUAAGUUGGGAUGAGAGCAUGAUCUCGGGAUUUCCUACGAGUCACUUGCUGUAGGUCAUUGUGAAUGACUCUAGAAAUGUUCUCCUACUAACGUUUAACAUUUUCGCCAUGCAACUUUUAGUUGGUGGAUUUACCGUUUUGGCGAAAAAUUGAUUUUCCGGAUAAACUUUUUGGUUCAAGCGGAUCUUGGGUAUCCUUUCCGUGGGGGUGGAGCUCUAACCGCUUUUUCCCUCCGCUUGAUUCCAACGUUUUUAAGUACAUUAGAAACGUACUUUCGAUCGACGAUAAAUACAUUUGCAGCAAAUUUUCUAACAAUCGCUCUCUGGCUCAGUAUGUCUUUGGAAAACACUUUUAUGCGUGCCUCGCACUCUGGGGGGUGCUGCAGGGGCAUUUUUAACCGUAGG
Molecule: messenger RNA, 2407 nt
Organism: Folsomia candida
Lineage: Eukaryota; Metazoa; Arthropoda; Collembola; Entomobryomorpha; Isotomidae
Exons: 2
Coding region: 471-1031 (186 amino acids)
Source: RefSeq, a predicted model, not a curated record